Manihot esculenta (cassava) is the source of this 488-nucleotide messenger RNA. RefSeq lists its product as uncharacterized. The transcript is spliced from 3 exons. Bases 83 to 277 code for a protein of 64 amino acids. The record is from RefSeq and is a predicted model, not a curated record. Lineage: Eukaryota; Viridiplantae; Streptophyta; Magnoliopsida; Malpighiales; Euphorbiaceae.
CACUCGGUCGUCGGAUCCUCUAAAGAUCCAUCCGAAGACCUUCACCAGAAAUUUGGAGAAGAAAAAGACUGCAGAAAAAACGAUGGCGGUGAUGGAAAAGCUGAAGAUUUUCGUAGUGCAAGAGCCUGUGGUUGCAGCUUCUUGCCUUAUCGCUGGUGUUGGUCUUUUCCUUCCAGCUGUUGUAAGGCCUAUUCUGGAUUCCUUUGAAACAAGCAAGCAAGUGCAUCAGCCUACUAUAACUGAUGUGGUUGCAGGAGUCCGUAAAAAGCAGGCAUAAAUUGACUCAUUGAAGCAAGUAGCGGAAUCUCCCAACUCAUCAGUUUUAUUCGUUUUCUUUUCCUCUAUCAUGAGCAGCAUAAAAUAAGAUUAUCCUUAAUUGAUGAACACCGAGACUGAGAAGUAUUGCGCAUUGAACAUCAUCCAAGUGUAUGCAUAUUUUCUUGUACUGCUUGAUUAAACACUUUUAGAUAAUUGACGCUUUUACUUCC